Sardina pilchardus (European sardine) is the source of this 10207-nucleotide messenger RNA. It is a transcript of the gene luzp1, whose product is annotated as leucine zipper protein 1. The transcript has 6 exons. The record is from RefSeq and is a predicted model, not a curated record. The coding region runs from base 558 to 3713 and encodes 1051 amino acids. Lineage: Eukaryota; Metazoa; Chordata; Actinopteri; Clupeiformes; Clupeidae.
GAAUGUGAUGGUUUGAUCUUACGGUGCCGGGAGGGGGAGAAAGUGAGAACCGACCGAAAGUUGUCCCAGAAAGUAUUUAGAGUACUUUAUCAUUUAGCCUGACUAACGCGAAAAAGGACGUGCUUUCCAACUCUUCCCUGAUUCUCCGCAUUGGCAUGAACAACGCGGGGCGAGCACUUUUGGGUGAAUUGCUACUUUAAGGUCUGACCUACUAGAUGAAGCAUCAUUGAAUCAGACGUGGAGAGAGAGACACACAAGCAGACACAAAGAGAGAGCUCACUCACAGUCACUGGCUGGGAAAGGAUGCAUCCCUGGAAAAUGAUCAUUUAUCCGCAUCAAACGUAGAAAAGGAGAGAAACAUCAAAGAAGAGAGUCUCUAAACUCACCGGACACAUUACAUAAUAGGAGUCUUUUAGAUCCCUGCAGUUACAGAGAAGGGACUGGCCACGCAAAUGCAUACCUCCCAAACCUCCCUGGUCAAAUAAAAAUCUUCCUUGGGUAUAGCACCACACAUCACACACUCACAUACCACACGUCACUACAGUGUCCAAUCAAUCAUGUCCGAGUACAAAGACACCACCAAUCGCCACUUGCGUCACAAGCUCCAGAGCCUGGGGCGCCGACUGGAUGAGCUGGAGGAGGCCACCAGUAAGCUCCAGAAGGCUGAGGAUGAGCUGCUGGACCUCCAGGAUAAGAUCAUCCAGGCUGAGGGCAGCAACUCGUCUCUGCUGGCCGAAGUUGAGACACUGAGGAAACGAGUGCUCAAGAUUGAGGGCAAGGAUGAGGAGAUCCGCAAGGCUGAAGACCUGUGUCGUUCAGUACGGGAGAAGCUGGAGGAGGAGGAGAAGCUGACCAGAGGACUGAGGGUGGAGAUUGAACGUCUUCAGGCAAGAAUGGCUGAGCUGGAAAAGCUUGAAGAAGCUUUUGGGAAGUGCAAGUCUGACUGCACCCAGCUGUGCCUCAGCCUUAAUGAGGAGAAGAACCUCAACCGCAAGCUUUCCACCGAGCUGGAGGCCCUUAAGGCUCGCCUGAAAGAGGUAGAUGCCUCGGAGGCCCGUCUGGACAAGGCCGAGCAGGCCCUCACUGCUGAGAUGGAGAGGCUCAAAGGCCUCACUCAAACAUUCUUGAGUGAGAGGAAGAGGCUUCUGGAGAAGCAGAAGGAGGACCGGGAGUUGAUCCUCAAGCUUACAGACAAACUUGAGCAACAAAAGAACCGGAUAAGCUCAGCAGACUAUGGGUGCAGGGAUUCUAGGGAUCUGCGUAUUGAGGAUGAAUUCUCUACAGGCCUCAGCAGCAAACUUACUAGGAAGAAGAGCCUUGACUACCUGAAGUUCACUGAUGAUGCCGGGUUGAGAAAUAAAACAGAGAAUGAGAAGAACAGUCUGGAAGGUCAAGAGGACAACAAGGUCAGGGACUUGAACCAGGAGGUGGAAAAACUGAAGAAUCGCCUGAAGCAGUUGGAGCUGGUUGAGGAGGACCUGAAGAACACAGAGUCCAAAAAUUCAGAGUUGCUGGAGAAGUUCCAACAGGAGAAGAUCCGAAGCCAAACCCUUGCUGAGCAGGUUGAGCUGCUUAAGACGCAAGUCUAUGGCAGUGGAGGUGCAGGCAAUGGCACAGCUAAGGUCUUGGAGAAUGGCAAAGUGGAGAAUGAGGACAUCAAUGUCCGGGCAGGGUUCCGUCAGGAGAAGCCAAAAUACAGGAGCGCUGCUGCUGAGCCUUCCAAGUACAAGAGCCGUGAUGUCUCCCCACAGCAGAAGAGAGAACCUAAACUGCGGAACAAGGACCUUAGCCAAUCAGCAGAAAGUUCUCCCAAGUCCACCAGGAGGGCACUGAGUCCUGCACACAAAAGUAGACGAGCUCCAAAGGUCGGUGCCACCCCUGCCUCUGACAACGGCCUUAAAGAAAUGGAGAGAUCCGUUCCAGGCACUCAGGCAUCAAACAGCGACAGCAAGAAGGCAUCUGUUCUCAGCCGUUACCCACCUGCUGCUAAUGACCAGAAAUCAUGGAAGACACAGCAGAAAGCAAGUGAUGUUGACUGUAAGAAGAGCCGGGUAGAGAAGUUCUCCAAGUUGUAUGGCGGUAGUGACAGUGAGUCCAACAGUUCAGAUGUUGUGCCUGUGACUUCCAGUAAGGCUGUGGUUGCGCUUUCAGCCACAAAAGACCCUGACUCUGAGCAGGGGUUUGCAAAUCCUUCCCAGGAUUCCUCAGCUGUUUUGAGCCUCUCCAAAGCAAAUGGCUCCUACACUGCCUACCGGUCCCAUGUUUCCCCAGCUGUGGCUAGUGACCAUGGAUCUGAGGGGCACUCUUCAGCCUCAGAGAGUGAAUCCACUGGGUCAAGGCCAUCAGUAGGGGACCAGGAGUCUUUAUCUGCCACUGCAAGUGGCAGGUCCGCCAACCUGAAGUAUCCCAGAUACUCUCGGAUCCACUCGGAUGGGUCCUCGACUAGGAGCUCCUAUGAAGAAGAGGGGCACAGGGCUCUGAUGGCUGAAGGGGGCUUGCAGGAACCGUCCCACUCACUCUCAGGGAUGGAGAUCAAGAGGGUCUGCAGUCCUCGGGAAUCACUGAGGUCCAAGGCAGUAAUCAAACCAGCCAUCGUCGAGAUAGACCGUAAAGAGGUCAUGGGCGGGUCGGGUGGCGGCAUGGAAUCUCUGUCGUCCAGCGGCAAGCCCAAGAUCUCCACCAAACCGGUCCUGACCAGCAAGAUGACGAGCAGUAUCACCAUCUACCCCAAUGAUCCGAGCUCGUCCCGGACCAGCAGCAGGAGCAGCAGUGUGUGCAGUGAGCCAAUAGCAAAAGAGCGCCACACAUCUACCAGCAACAUCAUCAUUGGCCCCAGCAGCGAGAACCGUGGCAGCGUGUCCAUCCCAUAUGAAAUUUCCAUUCCCAAGAGUGACAUCACGCUCAGGCCAUGCCAGGAUGAAGCUGAUGACGAAGACAACAGUGUCCCUCCCAGCGUUGUGGAGACUGCCCGUGUGGAGACGCACCUGAGUUCCCGUAACAGCUUCAGCUUGCAGUCUCCGGACUUUAUCAAUGAUGUCGAGUCUGGCUUCGAGAGCAGCAGCAGUAGCAGCACCACGACAGUCACCAGUUGGAGGAGCCAUGGUCAUAACCACCACCAACACUCCCAGGAUGACUGCCUGCCCGAGAUGAGGAACGUCACCGUCCGUAGCACCUGGAAGAACCGUGGGGCCCAGUCUGUGGAUGAGGUCAGCCGCGUCCCUCGACUGGAUGGCUCGGAGGAUGAGUCGGAGUCCACCUGGAGGGCGUAUCGUGCCACCACGGUAUUGGAUGGAGAGGAAGCGGUUGCACCACCUCCUCCACAUAUGGAGGGGCGUGGAGGAAAGCUGAGCCCAGCUGAAGUUUACAUGCAGCGGAUCACCAGCAGUAGAGAUGCCCAGGAGCCAGGGCAUCCUCGUGUCAGGGCCACAGCAUCAUCACCCUCCGACAGUGGGCUGGGGAGGACUGUGCCCCACGAGCCUGUGAGUGCCAAGGAGCGCCAACUCUGGAGCCGAAAGCACUCUACAGCUACAGAUGAGGGUGAACCACAGGCAAAUCUGUGGAGAAGGCCAUCGCCCUCAAGCCUUGACCCUUAUGACCGGUCAUCCAAGACAGACAGCGGCAGCAGCGGCAGAACUACAAUGUCCAGCAGGAGUGUGGUGGGUCGUACUCCAGACCGAAGCAGGCCUUGGACCAACCGACACUUGGACAACUGACCCCACGGAGGCCGCCUCCUUCGCUCCGUCGAGGCACUCAGCCGGCCCUUAUAUGCUGGGAGUGAACCUCAAAUGCACCAUUUGGAAAACAUCAAUGGCUCUCUUCAACAACAACAACAACAACAACAACAAAAACACUUACACACUUCCCUCGGCUUUAUUUUCAGAGGCAAAAGCUCUUGCUUUAAGUGUCUUGUGAGUGUUUGAUCGGCUUCAGUACCCCCUCCACACACGCGCCUAUAUAACAGCCUCUGAGUGCAACCACCUAAAAAUGGACAUCAGCCAACUAUACAGCUCCCCGAAGAGGAUGGAUAUAUGUAACUCCUCACAUCUGACAUGGGAGGGAAGGUGUGUGUGUGUGUGUGUGUGUGUGUGUGUGUGUGUGUGUGUGUGUGUGUGUGUGUGUGUGUGUGUGUGUGUGUGUGUGUGUGUGUGUGUGUGUGUGUGUGUCUGUGCAUCUGUGUGUGAGAGAGAGUGAGUGUAUAUGAACCAGGCAGAAGUGACAACUGAGAGAGUUUAGGAUUCUGGGAUUGGCCCCCGCCUGAGGGAUGAUGAACAUUGCUGACCUCACACUAGACUUGAGGUGAGAGCUGAUUGACAGUGAUGGACUCUUGACAACAAUGCUGUGGAUGAUCCUACCAGGCCAUCAAAUGGAUUGUGCUCAUUAAGGGGACACUCAAGUCUUUUUUCUAUGUUUUUUUAAUCAUGCCUCACAGCCCACAUUAAUCCACAUCCAUUGUCAGUUUUGUUUAUUUUGUUUAGCUGUAUAUCCUCAGUUGGGUGGAAUGGGCACCUCUGGGUAGUUUCUUUUUUUUUUGUUCGGCCCUAAAAUGUCACUUAGCCCCAGCACGCAUCCAAAUGCACAGAGGAUUUGUUAAUCUCCGUCUGGGGGCUAACUCUACAUCCGUGGCCAAUGCAAGCAGCACAUCUGCCUGGGUUUUCCUGCUCUUAAUUACUAUGAUGACACAUAAAACCAUAAACCCCAACGCAUCUCAGUUUGAAGCAAAAUUGGGGAAAGUCAAAUGAAACUGAAAGGUUUGCCUUUAAUUUCACCAGCCGUUUUCAUGUUUGGUAAGUCACCGUGUUAUACAAAUUAAAAGCACCAUAUUUCCAUGGCAAGGAAAGUGCUGGCAUUUCCAUGAUCUCUAAUUAGGCUCUUAAGUUGAGCACUGCAUUGGUGAUGGAGCAGAAAAGACCUUGAUAUCCUGUAAGCGUGCAGAUGGAUAGUGAUGUGGCAAGUCUGAGAGGGCAUGGGGUUUGUUCCAUCACUCAGCUAUGGAUGUGUUAUAUCCGCAUUCAUCCCUGUUAAAGGCUCACGGGCUGUAGACUUGUUCUUUUUUUGAAAAUGUUUCAGUCAUUCUUUCUUUGGUUAUAUCUCCAAAUGACUGUAGACAUCUAAUACAUGCUUUUCUCCUAUCAUCACACUCUCUCUCUCUACAAAUCUCAGACAAAUACUGAGAUUGAAAAUGAAAAAAAAUGAAAAAAAAACAAGAAAGAAGCCACUGGCUGUGUGUUGGAGACUAUUCCUUUAGCUGAUCUCUGUAGAGGAGGAAGAGGGGGAGUGAUCAUCGGCACUCCUCACAAUCUCUCCAGUUUCCAAAAGGACAUAUCCAUCUUCUCUUCUCCUUCCCUCUACUCCUCUUUGACCACCAGUGAAGCUGCCUCCACAGCAUGCACCUCUUCACCACCAGAAGAGGUCUACAGUCCCUUCCUGAUAGUGCUUUGAGGAUGGGUGUCUCCACUCCACCAAGACUUCAAUAGCGGAGACUGGAGGUUGGAGGCUGUGCCAUGGCCAGUGCUUAUAGGUGCUGCCGCUCAACUUGAACUGGAUGUAUUUGUUUUGUUGUUUUUAUUUGUUUUUCUCCUCUCGCAAACUUUGCACAGACAACCGAGAGUGGACUUCCCCCCCAAUCAGAUGGCUCAUUAUCCCCACAGGGGGUGUGGCGGGCCACAGGAAGGAAGUCCAAGUUUGGGUGGAGACUGAGUCAGUGCAGAUGUGACUGGGUUCGCAGCGCGAAUCGACAAGUAUCUAAUUUUUUUUAUUUUUUAUUGUUUCCUCUGUAUCUCUGUUGUUGUUGUUUAUGCUUCCAUUUGAUCCAUUAGUCUCUCACAGGGCUGUGGUACCUCGUAUGUGGAGAUGGUGUUGAGAUUGGAUAUUUGACAUGGGUUUGACACAAAUGCAAGAUUCUUAACAGUAUGGUCAGUUGCUGCCAAAAGGUUGAACAAAUGAGCAGUUACUGCAGGCCAUCAGACAGGACAGUCACUCUGGACAGACCUCACAUCAGGGAUGUAGAGGUGUGUGUGUGUGUGUGUGUGCGUGUGUGUGUGUGUGUGUGUGUGUGUGUGUGUGUGUACUCGUUUAGCUGCAUUUAACCUGUCAACAACCUUUUUUUCUUUCUUCUUUGUUAUCUCUGAUGUUAUGCCGAUGUAGAGAAGUUUGAGAUUGAUGGUAUGAACCCCAGGCCACUAGGUGUGUGUGUGUGUCAUAGAGAGUACAUCCCAAACACAGGUGCCCUUUUAGUUUGUUAAAUGUGUUCCGGCGAACAUAUCAGGUGUCAGCCUAUUUCAGACUAGCAGGUAGCCAGGCUCCAUCCACUGCAUGGAUGAAACACACACACACACACACACACACAGUCCUGGUCCCUCUUUUAGAAAUGUUCACCCUGCUCCUCACAGCAUUCCAGUUUAAUUCCUUGCAGCGUUUCCAGUUUAAACUGGGUCCUGUCCCCUCAACCUGUCGCUAAAUAUACACCGUACCCCCCACCCCACCCAAUACCACCCACCCACCCUUGUGUCAUCUGGCACAGUUAGCACAGGGAGAGGAUGGGGCAGCACAACCUUAGAAGAAAACAAUACAUUUUUGGUUUGAAUAUAGGAUAAUCUCUUCUUGUUUUUCAUUGAUCUACUUUUCAAUAUUAUUCCAGUACUGCUGGAUUUUGGAAGUGCCUGUUUUAGCCCUGGUCAGAUUGAAGAGUGUUGACCCUGUAUAGAUGUAUAGACUGUGUGCAUUGUUGGACACUUUCUUGAGCCUGCCAGAGUGGGUAGCAUUACCCUAAGCCAGCCCUCCUCAGCAAAAUGCAGUCAUUCAAGAAAUGUGCUCCUACACUUCCACCCCCGCAUAAGCCUCACUGCCAAAGUUGCUUUUCUAUUCCUAUUCAGACCGUGUGGUGUUGCUGUCUGUCUGCCCUUGUGGUUCUCUGCACAUUGAACCAGCAGUAGUCAGGCACUCCCCCAAGUCUCACACCCCCAGACUCUAUUAGCAUUCUACUCUCAUGUGUCACACCACCCCAUCAUCAUCACCACUACCACCAAAAUACCCCUCCCCCUCCCAAAUACCCACAAUGACCUAGGCUGGCCUAGCUGCUCCUGCAAAUGGGCUGGCUUAGACCUGGGCCAGGUUUGGGGCUUGACACACCCCCUGCCUACCCUCCAAUGGGUGGCUGGCUGUUGAGGGCCAAUCCUGUUCUUAUUUUGAUUAGUGUUUUCCCCCGGAGAUCUUUUGAGGGUCUAAAUACAGGAGGAGGCUGGACAGUUUGGCAGGUGUAUCCACCCCAGGCAAUGGGGGCAGUUUGGCAGCCUUGAGGGUACAGUGACUGCAGGGGGUGCAGCUUAACAGCUGCUUCCAACCUCAAACCAGGCUGCAGAGAGAGAGCUGAACUGAGCAUCCAGUGCUACCGGCCUCUGGUUGUUGGAAUUUGCUUGCUCUCCCUCCCUCUGUCUCAGUUUUCCUGUUUCCUUCUUUCUGUUUGUCUUUCUUUCUCUCUCUCUCUCUCUCUCCCUCUCUCUCUCUCCCCCUCUCUCCCUCCCUCCCUCUGCCAAGUGGGCCUAACUGCAGUGGCUAUACAUUAAUAUGGCAUUUAAUGCACAGCUUCCUGAACCUGAAUUGUCUGCUCAGAGAGGACCGAGAAAGCAUGCACACACACACAAACACACACACACACACACACACACACACACAGAUGCAUGCAUGCAUGGCCGGCAGCAAGCCUCCAGUCUGUAUCUUGCUGACCCCAGAGCAGCCUUUAAUUCCCUCCGCCUGCUGCAUGUGCCCUCAGGUGGGGGAGUAGCAUUGACAUGCCACCAGGCUCCCCAGAAGUGUGCAACUAUUGGAAACUGUAGUUUUAACGUGUUCCAAGAUUCCUCUUAGCCAAAUGGCUUAAAAAAUGGUGCCUUCAUAAAGGUUGUGUGUGUGUGUGUGUGUGUGUGUGCCAGAGAGAAACUGGCUGCUUUCACUUCACCUCUCUCCCCCAAAUAAACACACAUUCACAAACAUGUAUACGCAUGUACACACGCUCACAUUUUUAACCCCCUCCCCCACACACACACAUACACAUACUUAAGCAGUUAUCCUGUCAUCACCUAACCACACCACACUGUGCUGUUGCAGAGACACACCCACCAAUAUACCCCCCCCCCCCCUUCCCAUAUAUAUCCAGUGCUGCAGCAGGUUGCAGAGGACUUUCCAAGAACACAACCUGCAAGGGCUGACCAAAUGCUCCUCUGUUUUAGUGUGCAACAGUUGUGCUUGUUUGCUGAUUCUCAUCAUCUACUGAAGCCAUUUCAGCUACCAGUGCAAGUCCUUUACAGCCCUGUAGGUUCUCCAGGGAUAGCAUUUCAAACUCGUCUUUUUUUGUUUGUGUUAUUCUCCUGAUUCUCUCUCUCUCUCUCACUCUCUCUCUCUCUCUCACACACUCUCUCUCUCUCACUCACACACACACACACACACACACACACACACACACACACACACAAACACCGUCUUUUAGAAAUGAAUCUUGAAUGUAGGCAACUUAGCAGCAAACAGGCACCGUUGUCCUAUGCUCACACCCUGAAUUGAUGAAUUGGCAUGUGUCCUCAAUGGCAGCCAUUAGAAAGGAUGUGCCAUGGUGUCAGUGGACCUCAGGGCCACUAUUCUGCACUUAACCAGCACUUAAAAGACCCGUUCAAAAUAAAGCCCCUUUUAUUUCUCUAUCUUAACAUGUUGUUUCUCUCUCUCACAUAUCUUUUGCAUUUGUUGUAGAAGUAUAUAUUACACAUUUGUUCCUAUUUACUGAAUGUAUGGCCAUCUGAGAUAUGUGUGUAUAUAGUAUGUGUAUUUGUUUUGCACUGGCCAAAAGGAAAUUCAUUAAAUUGCUUGGAGCAAUUGCAGGACAGUUCCCUGAGGGUAGUUGUGGAUUUGUUAAGUUUGUUGUACAGACGACAAAAGUGCUAUUUUUGUUUAAAUUGUCAUCGUUUCUUUAAAGCACGGUGCUUUGAUUUGACCCGUGCCUCUACCUUCUAAUAUUUGUGCCAAAAUCAUUCCAGAAUAUAUCCAGUUUACAGUUUAACAGGUCUGUUCAGUUGUGUUGGAAUAAAGGGUAAAUAUUUGAUUUUGUCUUUCAUUUAGUAAACUUAACUUGUCCAUCGUUGUGUGACGAUGUACAUUUUUUUUUAAAUGAAAAAGAUGUCUUAUUUUGGAACAUGUAUUGGAGAAGUUUUAUUUAAAAGAAAAUCAUGUAAUUUUGUAAAAUGGGCCUACUUUGAUAUUUUGAGUGAGUUUAGUUUCCCUUUUUAAUGUUAAGAUUGUUAUUUUUGUCAUUCUCUUUAAUACACUCCUGGAGAGUAAUUCUUGAAUGCAUGGGAUCUCUCAAACCCUGCGGGUGUGUUUUGGACUGUGCUUAGACCAGAUAGAAUGUGUUAGAGAUCUGAAUGUGAGAGUAAGAUCAAUCGGAUGGAUGGAUGUGAUGGAUCAGUCAACUGAAUGAACAGUGUUAUUGGAAGUUACUUUCCUAGUAUUGGUUGUCUCAUCAUCUGUUCUAGGGAGCGUCUCCUGAAAGUUUCGUUGUGCAACUAGCAUCAUUACAGGUCCAUCAUGUUAUCUGGACUGUCUCUUUGUUUGCCCGGUGAUACGCUGAUGCUUUGUGGAGAUGCGCCCCCAUGCAGGAGCUGCUCUGUGUUCUUGCUCAUUCUGGGUCUCCCUGCCCACCCUACCAGUCCAUCCAGCCCCCUGGGUUGGCUCACAACAUACUGUGUGCAAGAGUGCUGCCAAAGAAAGUCAGGUCUCACAUACACGCACACACACACACAAACACACACACAACAAACAAACAAACAAACACACACACCACAUCUCACCCAUGCAUUCUGGACACAAGGAAAAACAGCCCUGUACAACCUAAUAAGGGAGUUUGACAUGAACAUAGGGUAUGUGGUUUGUAUUUUUUAUUAAAGCAGUGUUUGUAAAAUGGAUAAACCCACAACAGUCUCCAUGGGGGUGGGGGUGGGCUAUGACAAUGAGGAUAAAACUGCAAUCUGAACAAAUUGGCGAGCAUAUUGUUGCUUAGUGCUUCUCUGUAUAUCAGCAAUAGAGGGUCGCUAGUGUGACCCGCUUCUCUGUUCUGGUAAUUCUUUGUGCAUGUAUAAUCUUACCAUGAGCUGCAUGUAGGACUCUAAGCUCCCCCGCUGUACAGGAGACUAUGUAUUCCAGUUCAAUAAAAAGCAACCUAUUUGUAACA